AUGGAAUUAGAGAUUAACGAAAGGAACCGUUGGAAAGAUAUCACCAACAUUUUUGAAAGAGAUACCUAGUUCAAGGGAGAUUUGUUUGAGCCUAGUGAUGAGCUUUUAGAAAUGUAUCUUGAAUCAGCUAAAGUUUUAGUUGUCGGAGCUGGUGGUUUAGGUUGUGAAAUCUUGAAGGAUUUAGCCUUAUCUGGAGUCAAGGAUAUUCACGUUAUAGAUUUGGACACUAUUGAUCUUACUAAUUUAAAUAGAUAGUUCCUUUUUAGAAUGAAGGAUGUAGGUAAAUUCAAAAGUCAAGUUGCUGCUGACUUCAUCAUGAGAAGAGUUCCAGGAUGCAAGGUUACUGCCCACAUCGGAAAAAUUUAAGAAAAAGACGAUGAAUUCUAUAGACAAUUUUAAGUUAUUAUUGCAGGUUUGGAUAACGUAGAAGCUAGAAGAUGGUUGAAUUCUCUUGUCCAUGGCUUAUGCUAAUUUGAUGAAGACUAAAAAGUUAAAAUUGAAACAUAAAUCCGUUUAGUCGAUGGAGGUACUGAAGGCUUCAAGGGCUAAGCAAGACUUAUUGUUCCUUAUGAAACUGCUUGCUACGAAUGCACUUUAGGAACUUUACCUAAACAACAAAGUUACAACUCUUGUACUUUGGCUAGUACUCCUAGAAUUCCUGAGCAUUGCAUCAUGUAUGCUUAUCUUCAUGAAUGGGAUUUAGCUUUCCCUACUAGAAAGGCUGACAAGGACAGCAUGGAAGAUAUGACUUGGAUUUAUGAAACUGCUAAAAAGAGAGCUGAAUAAUUCAAUAUCAAGGGAGUCGACUAUAACAAGACUAUUGGUGUUGUCAAAAAUAUUAUCCCUGCUAUUGCCUCUACUAAUGCUAUUAUUGCCGCUUCUUGUGCUAAUGAAGCUUUCAAGGCUUUCUUGCAACAAUCUCUCAAUAUCAAAGAUUACUUCUAAUAUAUGGGAAAUACUGGAGUUUCUACAUUAACUUUCCCCUAUGAAAGAAACGAAAAAUGUAUUGUCUGCAGCAGCUUACCUCAAACAGUGAAAAUCAGCAGAAGCACUAAAUUAUAAGAAUUAUAAGAUUUACUUAAAGAAAAGCCUUUCGAAUUAACUGAUCCUAGCUUGACCGCUGAUAAUGGUUCUAUGUUAAUUCCUGUUGUCAUGAGAAACUAACAUGCUGAAAAACUACCUAUGAGUUUUACUUAACUUAUCGCUGAAGGUCAUUACUAAGAAGGUCUUAUUAUUCACGUAACUGACAAAAAGCUCUUUGCUCCUGCUAAAAUUCAAAUUCAUUUCACAGAUUGA
Molecule: messenger RNA, 1296 nt
Organism: Tetrahymena thermophila SB210
Lineage: Eukaryota; Ciliophora; Oligohymenophorea; Hymenostomatida; Tetrahymenidae
Product: ubiquitin-activating enzyme E1, protein
Exons: 4
Biological process (GO): protein neddylation
Cellular component (GO): nucleus; cytoplasm
Molecular function (GO): NEDD8 activating enzyme activity
Source: RefSeq, a predicted model, not a curated record